CAGGUCUGAUCUUGGAGGCUAUUCUUAUUCAGAGUAGCCAAGCUGCAGACCAUCACCAUUUCCACCAUCAAAAUGGCAACACAAGCUUUGGUCUCCUCUUCAUCUAUUACUGCUUCAGCAGAGGCUGCUAGGCAGAUUCUAGGAGGAAGGUCGCUCCACUCAUCUCAAGCUUUUUCCUCCAUGUACGCUUACUGAAUUUAUGUUAUCUUUCAGCAAGGAGCAGACAGACAGCUGUGGUUUGCCUCCAAACAGAGCCUUUCUUACUUGGAUGGCAGCCUUCCUGGAGACUACGGAUUUGAUCCGCUGGGACUCUCAGAUCCCGACGGUCCUGGAGGCUUCAUUGAGCCAGGAUGGCUAGCAUAUGGAGAAGUCAUUAACGGACGAUAUGCCAUGUUGGGAGCAGUAGGAGCAAUUGCACCUGAGAUCCUCGGAAAAGCUGGUCUCAUUCCACCUGAAACAGCUCUUCCUUGGUUCAAAACUGGAGUGAUUCCUCCUGCUGGUACAUAUGACUACUGGGCAGAUCCCUACACCUUAUUUGUCUUUGAGCUGGCACUCAUGGGAUUCGCUGAGCACAGGAGAUUCCAGGACUGGUGUAAGCCAGGGUGUUUGGGCAAGCAGUACUUCUUAGGUUUCGAGAAAUACUUGGGAGGCUCUGGUGACCCUCCAUACCCUGGUGGCCCCCUCUUCAACCCUCUUGGGCUCGGAAAAGAUGAGAAAUCCUUGAGGGACUUAAAGCUGAAGGAGAUUAAGAACGGAAGAUUGGCCAUGUUGGCAAUAGUGGGUUACUUCGUUCAAGGUCUCGUCACAGGAGUAGGACCAUACCAAAACCUUCUUGAUCAUUUGUCUGACCCCGUGAACAACAAUGUAUUGACCAAUCUCAAGUUCCACUAGAGUCUCAUCUGCUCCCAUUUCUCCUCUACUCUCUCCCCUCCCCCCCCAAAACCCCCAAACACCAAACAACCUUUUCUACUAUAUUAUCAGAGUUGUAACUUCAUGUGCAGAAAGUAUUUAGCAUAUCAUCUGUAAUCUGUACCGAGUACAUGUUGAAAACCUUGAAACCAAACCAUUGAGCUCAGAGAAACUUCAAUUGGUUCGAAA
Coffea eugenioides is the source of this 1098-nucleotide messenger RNA. Its product is annotated as chlorophyll a-b binding protein 8, chloroplastic. The transcript is spliced from 3 exons. Gene Ontology annotation, cellular component: plastoglobule; chloroplast thylakoid membrane. The record is from RefSeq and is a predicted model, not a curated record. Lineage: Eukaryota; Viridiplantae; Streptophyta; Magnoliopsida; Gentianales; Rubiaceae. Gene Ontology annotation, biological process: photosynthesis, light harvesting in photosystem I; response to light stimulus.